Messenger RNA from Symbiodinium natans, 2334 nucleotides. Lineage: Eukaryota; Dinophyceae; Suessiales; Symbiodiniaceae. The record is from the annotation of a GenBank genome assembly.
AUGACGGAGGAGAACGAUGCCAACGAAGCCCCGACACUGGAGGUUGCCGCCCCUUCAGUUGAAGAGCUGGAACAGCCACCUCCUUUCUCCAUUGGGCAUGAAGAGAGCACUUACAAGAAGUGGUUCGAUCAUAGGGCUUCCCAGAUGAAUAAAGAAAGUGCGCAGUGGGAGUUGCUGCGUGGAGGUGCGUGGGUUCCAUUUGGAAUGGGCCUUUGCGGUAGGCUGGCAGCUGCCGCCAGGAAAGGCGAGCGUGAACUUCGAUAUGUCGCCUCCAACAAUCAGGAACACCUCUUCGACUUCGAAAAGAUGGAGCAAGUCAAUUUGUCCACUGGCAAGAGGCGAUCCAUGCGAUCAGUCCUCUGGGAGAUCCAUCUGGACGUCGGCUGGGUUCUGGUUGAUGAUGCUCUGGCCUUGCAGCUGCAGACGCAUGAGCUGAGGGACUCGUUAAUCUUUGACUACUUUGCACGGGACAUGAAAUACACCGUCAACCUGAUCGAUCUAUACCAGCUCAAUACUGAGCUCGGAACCAAGCGCUCCUUGCGGAAGAUGUCGCUCCAGGACACGCCCCCGAAAAUGAGCCGGCAUCAGUUGCGCGUGGCCUUGGAGGACGCCUUUCCCAAAUUUGCUUGCGCGACACGACAAUGGCUAAUGAUGCGGUGGCCAUGGCAGCAGAUUGGGGACUGCAGCAUCGAUGCCGGCCAGUUUGUAGAGACAGGGCUGGCGGAAGAGAUCGCCUCAGGCCUUGCAGAAAUACAAGAAGGUGUGCCGCAAUUGGGGGGCAUUCUCCAGAAUAUUCUAUGGUUCGACUAUGUGGAUUCCUCCAAGCAGGAGAACGUGACACAAGCGCAGGCACAGGGUGUGGUCCGGGCGAUUCUUGAAGAUCCGCGCUGGCGAUGGGGCCAUGCAGGUGCAGAGGAUGCCGUCAGUGCCCUUUGGUUUGACCUCGGCCUCCAAGCGGAGCAACCGGUGAGCAAGCUCGAGUUCCUCGUUGCGGGCGGCUUGUCCGACGAGCUGCUCCAGGUUCUCACCUCGAGCUCCCCAACUGUGGACGACUGGAUCAUGGAAAAGAAGCUCCCGCUGUGGGAAGGUCAAGACUGUGCCCUUUGCUAUUGCCCAAUUGGUGAAACGGAUGCUGGCCGGCGAAUGCGCUGCGGAUGCUGGCUUCAUUUUGAGUGCUUGGGCCACGGUCUGCAGGUGUUGAUAAGUGAGCACACGGUAGAUGAUGAACGCAUGAGCACCUGCCCGGCGGCAUGCGGCCGGCCGUUGGGUCGCAUCAUUCCGCCGGGCGUCAUUCACAGAGCUGUCGGCGACAAGCUCUUUGCCAAGUACUUGGACUUGCGCGUAGAGGUUCAGUGGCAGAAAGAAGCCAUGGAUUCGGGAAAGCUGGUGGCAAAAUGUCCUGGAGGAGCUCAGAAGCUCAUGAAGUCUUGGCAGUUGGAUCCUCGCAUGUUGGCCAUAUGCCUAGACGAGUUUGGACGCGAGUCGCCUCCGUGUGUCCGUGAGUCCUACUUGGGUAUUGCAGGAGAUGUACUCCAUCAAAUGCUUGCAGAAGAGCUGCACCACGGAACUAGUUGCUUCAUGCCGUGUAGGUUGCUUCAGAACACGACGGAACAUCAGGUUGCAUCGUGGAUCGCUUUUGUGGAUUAUGUCGUGGCCUUACGGGCAAGCCUCAAGGGCAUCGUGCAAAAGCAGCAGCCCCUGGCAGUGGACUGCCCAAGCCAUGCUAGUGACAAAGGUGGUCUGCAGCCACAUCGACCCUGGACAUGCAAAGAGCACGAGUUGAAUCUGAAGUACAAGGACGCAGUGCCCGCAGCAACCUGGCACGAUGUGAAAAGUGGCACGAGUUUGAGAUGUCCCGGCUGCGCUGUGCCUACGGAACGGACAGACGCAUGCUGCCACAUGACGUGUUCCCACUGCCGAGCUGAAUUCAGUUGGGUGUGUGGGAUGGAGUAUGCGUUCUGCCGAUCGAACCAUCGUUGCCUGAAUGGCGCCAUCUAUCUGCAUGCCAUGCCACAGCUUGUAGCCAUCCUGAAUGAACGUGGACUGGAACCAUCCGAUCAGAAUGGAAGUGAUAUCUUUCUGGAGUUGCGCUGCCUUUACUUGCUCUCAAUCGUCCGGCGUGAUGUCGGCGAAGAGACCUGGAACCGCACACGUGUGGAGCAUCCUGAGCUUCUCACAGAUGUGAUCCGCAGUUCAUGGAGCAUUCCCUGGGGUGAGAUCGGAAAUGUGAGUCGUCUGACGAAGCUAUUGCCACAUGCCUUUCCAGCGAUAGGGCCGACAGCGACGUCGGCCGCCAAGCCUCGGCUCCUUUCUGUCUUGGACGACGUCCUGUGA